Messenger RNA from Aspergillus candidus, 665 nucleotides. RefSeq lists its product as uncharacterized. The coding region runs from base 172 to 405 and encodes 77 amino acids. The record is from RefSeq and is a predicted model, not a curated record. The transcript has 3 exons. NCBI's taxonomy places the organism in Eukaryota, Fungi, Ascomycota, Eurotiomycetes, Eurotiales, Aspergillaceae.
CCCCCCAUCAGCGAAUUAAGCCAAUCCUUUCUCCCAUCUACCCCACCUGACCCAACAUAUAUUGUCCCUCAGCUCGCCAUCUCCCCGCUCUUCCUCCCUCAUACCAUCCAGCUUGGAUAUAUCCAUCUAUUUGAUCCUUCGAUCAUCACCGCAAUACCCAAAACAAUCACCAUGCCCAACAAAAACGGCUAUAGCUACACCGGAUCUGGCACCAACAGCCAGGGCAACCACUAUUGCUCGCGCGACUACGGCUCGGGAUCCGACUCCAACGGCGCAGGUCGCGGUGACGCAUACCACUACUCGAACAGCAACGGCUCUUACUACUACUCCAACUCCAAUGGCAGCACUUACUACAAUGACGGAAACGGCGGUUCUACCUAUACUGCUCCUAGUGGGAAGAAAUAAAUGGCUAUCGUCACUCGCGCCCGAGCCUGGAUUUCAUGAUACUUAGCUGUAUGGUGCGAGAGAAAAGAAAUGACACGCCGCGACUUAGAGCAGGUCUAAUACUGAAUACUCGUUGAGAUCAGUAGCUGGGAUCAUUUCUAGCACGGGAACCCUAGGUGUAUUUUCUAUGCAAAAUAAAGCAUAUUAACAAUCCCCAAACUAACUUGGGGCCUGAUCUCUUGAAAAAGAUGCAAUACAAAUGGCAUUCUAGUUUGGUUUGA